Bolinopsis microptera is the source of this 1974-nucleotide messenger RNA. RefSeq lists its product as uncharacterized. Lineage: Eukaryota; Metazoa; Ctenophora; Tentaculata; Lobata; Bolinopsidae. Gene Ontology annotation, biological process: cell migration; regulation of signal transduction; regulation of protein localization to membrane. The coding region runs from base 77 to 1573 and encodes 498 amino acids. The record is from RefSeq and is a predicted model, not a curated record. The transcript is spliced from 10 exons. Gene Ontology annotation, cellular component: cell surface; extracellular region; plasma membrane.
AGGAGGGCAAUAAAGGUUGCUGCAGGGAGGUUGUAUGCUGGUUUCCUCUUCAUAAUAUGGUGCAGUAUGCGGUGUCAUGCCCUGCGUCCUUCUAGUUCUCCUUGCUAUAUUCUCUGAUCUAUUCAAAGGUACUUCUUCAACUGAGAUGGACUGCACAGCAGUUGAUGCUGUUUAUAACCGCAUAAAGGAUUCCAUAAAGUCUACACCCAUGUAUCAGAUUUUACGAAAUAAAGAAACGAGUUUGUGUCACCGCAGUACAGACAUCACCAGUUCCACUUACACGGUCUACUCUGCCACGUGUUGCUCGUUUGAUAAGGAGAUAGCUCUAGCUCUAACGUCCUCCACUCUUUUCAGACAGUAUCUAUACACGGAUUCUCUUCAAGGUUACAAGUACGCACUAGAUGACAUUGUUUUGCAUUAUAAAAGCGAAAUCGGAAAGGUUCUCGACCCAGACCUACGGGAAUAUGUUAUUAAAUACAUUCAGAGAUUUGGAAGCGAUAACUCGUUAAUGGAACAGAUUAUAAAGGAGCAAUUGAGGAUUUAUCUGCAACGGAGGGAAAUGUUUGAAGUGCCAUUUAUACAAGAAAAAUGCUUUUACGCCGCUAAGAGGUUUGCUCAGACAUUUGAGUUGUAUCUAAAGGAGUAUCUAGAGAGGUUAGCAGCUCUGCAGGAGGGAAUAUACCUCGCUAUCAAACUAAUGGACGCUCUUCAGAACCAGAAAGUUUCUCCCAAAUGUGUGGAGGCUGUCACCAGAUCGUCAGUAAUGACGAUAGGGUGCAACCAAUGUGAGGUCGGUAGUGCUAACUUCAAGACAUGUCGUUCACUGUGCUCUAAUGUGGUUAACGGCUGUAUGAAGCCUCUCCUACCCCUAUUGCCAACCUGGUACGAGUGGCUGAAAACGAUGGAUUCCCUUGAUUUUAGCUUGAACAAGAAAAGUGAUACGCUUCUUGAUGAGAACAUAUCACAGAAACUCUAUGACAGCUUCACUCUGGAUUAUCACAAUCUCAGUGAGAAUUGCAAUAUUAACCGGUCAAGCAGCAAUGCCAUAUCACGCACACCCCGCAACUAUUGGAGGCUAUCAGAUGGCGGUGGUUCAGUGGACUCUCAUCCUCUCUAUCAGGACAUGUUUAGUGCCAUGUUCGAUGAUCUCCAGGCAAAGUUCUGUAGAGGACUUGAUCUUGCUGCUGAAAGUGACUCUUUUCCAUGUUGGAAUGGUACUCACGUCGCAAGCUAUACAAGAAAUCUCACCUAUUUUAACCAGGAGAGUCAGGAGCUGAACCCCGAGGUUGAGGACAACAGUUUCAUCCACUUCACCGCGCAACGUGCUAUCAGCGAUCUUAAAAACUUUAAUCUUAGAUACAGAUCCUACCGAGCAGACGAGAAGGACGACAAGUUAUCGACUGAGAGCGUGCCGACUCGUCCUAAAACUCUGGAAUACAAUGUAACUCCUACGGUUCCCGCCAAAGGUUGCUCCUCCUGUAACCGACCCUCCAAAAUUAUUAUUUCGUUCCUUUUAGUUUUAUGUGUAAAUUUAUUCAGUAGACAUCGAUGGUUAUCGAUUUUGGUAAUCUAGGACAUUUAGGUUGUAUGGAACAAUUAUGGAACGGAAUUGAAAACGGUUGAUUAUGCUUUUAUGAUUUGUCAGACGCACAAAAGAAAUGGUGCUCUGGCAGCACAAGAGAGGAGUAGCACCAUGGACUUUACUUUAGUUUCAAAAGCUCACAAAGUUUUUUUUGUAUGACAGAUUUUAAAUAACUUUAUGUUAGAUAACUGUUAAAACUGAUAAAAACUGACAAAAAUUGAAUUGGGAAUCUUUGCAAUGUGUGACCUUGUAGGGGACGAAAUUUUUUUUCAUCGAAGCAUUUUUAAAUUCUGUAUGGGUACAAUGGGAUAAAAAUAUCAUGCGAUAAAUGUUUAUACCUCUAAUUAUUUAAGUGUAUUGUAAUUGAGUAAUAUACAUUUUCUUUUUAAGUA